AUGCUGCCAAAUAGUCGAGGAUGCGUAUCUGGACAUGCUGAUGGCAGUGCUGGUCCUCAUCCUCGUGCUGGUUUCAUGAUAUCGACUUUGAAGCUGAGCCAGUCAGCCAGAAACGGAUGCCUUUGGUGUACCAUCUAUUGGGAGGCCUUCAAACGUAUUCAAGGCAAUCGCAGACCAGAAGAUCAGGAAUUCAUCUACUGGAGAUACAAUGAUGAAAGCUUUUUUGAGCCAUGGUAUCAACCUGGCGACGUCAAGAUACAAAUCUACAUCCAAGACUCUCGGGAAGAUUUGAAUGAAGAUUUAGUAUGUCAAUUUCCUGUCAAGAAUGUCCUUAGUGACAAGACAGACUCCGACGCCACUUUGACGCAGAUUAAAAAGUGGCAGGCCGAUUGUUUCACCAGUCAUGGGACGUGCCACCCUGCAAACUCAAAUACCUUGCUCCCCAAGCGCUGCAUCGAUGUCAGCAAUGAGAGCACCAUCCAGAUUGUUGAGCGUGGUGACAAUGCUCGGGCACAGUACAUGUGCCUCUCGCACCAGUGGGGCAAAGAAGAAAUGCCCCUCAAAUUGACAAAGGAUACCAAGGAUUCCCUUUUCUCCGGUAUCAAUGCAAACGAGCUCCCCAAAACCUUCCGAGAUGCUGUGAGUGUCACCAGACGACUAGGAUGCCGUUAUCUCUGGAUUGAUUCUCUCUGUAUUGUGCAAGACGACAAAGAUGACUGGGAAGAAGAAGCUGCGAAGAUGGCAUCGGUAUAUUUCAACAGUCUUCUGACGAUCGCCGCUGCUGCCUCAUCAGGCCCAACAGAUGGUCUUUUUGAGUCCCCAGAUGUACGACUCAUGGACAACUUACCCCUCGAGUUAGACCAGUCGGUUCUCCCAUUCCCCGUGUACGUUAGAUGUGAGCCGCGAUUUGAGGUCGGUCAUUUGGCUGGAAAUGAGGAGUGCGGCCUAUUGGAUCGCGGCUGGGUGCUCCAAGAACGACUUCUCUCUCCGCGAAUCGUCUUUUUCGGGGCGAACGAGGUUUCUUGGGAAUGCAUGUCCUGCAAGGCAUGUUCUUGCGAGCCGAUAUUCGCCCCAUACAGACUCCAACAAUAUUCACCGCGAGAGCCGAUGAACCCUAAAGCUGCAUUCUGCCAAGCCUCCAGCAACGAAGGUCAGGCGCAAGGUAUGGACGACGGACGACUCCUGGAGGCCUGGCACAAUGUCGUCAAUUCAUACACCGGACUUCGCUUGACCAAAGCCACAGACAUAUUUCCUGCUCUAGCUGGCUUGGCUAAGCAAGUUAAGACAACACGGGGUAAUGACCAGUACAUGGCCGGCUUGUGGAAAGACACAAUUAUGCAUGACCUUCUGUGGAGGAGGCGUGUAUUCGGUGACUGGAACCAGUCUAUCUGGACCGACCAUUAUGACCUACACAACUGUCUCGAUGGCGGGGAUCGGGGCAAGAGAAAGUUUCAUGCAAGAGUGUGGGACCAGGACAUGUCUGAGAUCCGAACCCAAAAAACACUCAAACACAGAAUCGCACCUUCUUGGUCUUGGGCAUCGCUUUAUAACCAGGUUGAGUACGACAGAGAGACGAACUUGCGCGACUUCAACUUGAUUGAUCUUGAGCUUGCGAAAUUGGUCGGGGUCGACUGUGAGCACAAAUAUGAGACCGGCGCUCUGGAAAGCGCGGAGAACUCGUUCAUUCGCAUCAAAGGGAAGACAGCCGAGGUGGAGCUGCGGCAUGUAAUGGUUGGCAACGAUUUUGAGUCUCGUCUCAUGUCGAAUGGCUGUGUCAUGCCUUUCUCAGGAAUAGAUUUAACAUUCCCGAGAAGACCUCCGCAGGACGGCACGGCAUUGACUUGUCUACUCAUUGCCACAGGCAAGAUCAAGGAAAGAGUUCAUAUGAGAAGAGAACUUGGCCUCGUGUUGCUUGCCCAGGACGACAACUCGAAGCCUUGCCAUUACCGAGUCGGCAUGUUUUCCCACUCGUACCAGAUUGGGAAGGAAUCUUCUGUAUUCGACGCUGUGCAAAGUACUAGUCUAGUCCAGAUAUUCUGA
Messenger RNA from Pestalotiopsis fici W106-1, 2040 nucleotides. RefSeq lists its product as uncharacterized. The coding region runs from base 1 to 2040 and encodes 679 amino acids. NCBI's taxonomy places the organism in Eukaryota, Fungi, Ascomycota, Sordariomycetes, Amphisphaeriales, Sporocadaceae. The transcript has 2 exons. The record is from RefSeq and is a predicted model, not a curated record.